AUGAGAGAAUUUUUUGCUUAUAGGAUUCAGGAUAGGGACAACAAGUUCUCUUUAAUCCUUAAUGCCAGGAGGUUGUUUCAGCAGUUUUUAGUCAACGCAUACACAAUGAUCGAAAGUGAGCGGCUGUUUCAGCAAACAAAAUUAAGAAGUGAAUCAUUUAACAGUCUUAAAAAAGUUCAAGAAGGUGGACAAAGUGAUUUCUCUCAUACAGGAAAACCUGUUAUAUUACCGUCAUCGUUUACCGGUGGAUCUCGCUAUAUGAUGCAAAACUACCUGGAUGCUAUGGCUUUAUGUAGGACGUAUGGGUAUCCCGAUUUCUCUAUAACAAUUACAUGUAAUCCGAAAUGGCCCGAAAUGGUAAGGUUUAUUGGUGACUCAUCAAUUAAGCCAGAAGACAGACCUGACAUUCUUUGUCGAUUGUUUAAGAUGAAACUUGAUGCAUUAAUAAAAGACAUGAAGGAAAAAAAGAUUUUUGGUGAUAUUAAUGCAGUUGUUUAUACUGUCGAGUUUCAAAAACGUGGUUUGCCACAUGCGCAUAUAUGCUUAUUUAUGAAAGCUGAUCAUAAGCUUCCUACUGUUGAACACAUCGAUCCCUUUAUCUCAGCUGAGAUUCCUGAUAAGAAUGAAGAUCCUGAAUUGUAUUCUCUUGUGAGUGACUUUAUGAUUCAUGGUCCUUGUGGACACGCUAAUUUGAAAUGUCCAUGCAUGGUAGGCAACCGUUGUUCUAAAAAAUUUCCAAAGAGGUUUAUGGAAGCUACUUCCAUUGAUUCAGAUGGAUUUCCCGUUUAUAGAAGAAGAGAUUCGGGUCACACAGUUGUGAAGAAAGGUGUUACAUUGGACAAUAGGAGCGUCGUUCCAUACAACAAAAAGCUUCUUAAAAGAUAUCAGGCGCACAUCAAUGUCGAGUGGUGCAAUCAGGCUGGUUCAAUUAAGUAUUUGUUUAAAUACAUUAAUAAAGGACCAGACAAAGCGACUGUUGCUGUUGUUGAUUCAGAUAAAGGAACUGAAGAGGAGAUCCCCAAAGAUGAAAUUAAAGAAUAUUAUGAUGCUAGAUAUGUUUCCGCAUGUGAAGCAAGCUGGAGAAUAUUUGCCAAUGAGGUUCAUUAUAGGUAUCCGUCUGUUAUGAGAUUACCUUUUCAUCUUCCAGACCAACAAAAUGUUGUAUUCAGUGGUGAAGAUGAUAUCGAAGAUGUCCUAAACAAACCUCAACCGCGUAAAACUCAUGUUUCGGUUGGGAGAAUUUAUUCUGUGUCUCCUUCUCUUGGUGAGGCUUAUUUCCUAAGAAUUCUUCUAACUAAGGUUAGAGGACCACGAUCCUUUGAAGAAAUCCGAACCUAUGAUGGUGUUGUGUAUCCUACCUUUAGAGAUGCGUGUUAUGCACGUGGGCUGUUAGACGAUGACAAUGAAUAUAUUGAGUGUAUUAAAGAAGCCAGUUUCACAGGAAAUGGUAAUUAUCUGCGUUGUUUAUUUGGUACACUACUAUUGUCUAAUACGCUAUCAAGACCUAAAGUUGUUUGGGAUAAGACGUGGGAGUUUUUGUCCGAAGACAUUUUAUACAAUAUGCGGAAGGAUACUGACAUUAGAGGAUUGGUUGUUUCAGAUGAACGUAUAAAGAAUAUAACGUUGUCUAAAAUUGAAAAAUAUCUUCUUCGUAAUGGUUCAAGUUUGCGCAGAUUCUGA
Messenger RNA from Helianthus annuus (common sunflower), 1680 nucleotides. RefSeq lists its product as uncharacterized. The coding region runs from base 1 to 1680 and encodes 559 amino acids. The transcript has 4 exons. The record is from RefSeq and is a predicted model, not a curated record. NCBI's taxonomy places the organism in Eukaryota, Viridiplantae, Streptophyta, Magnoliopsida, Asterales, Asteraceae.